UUUUAUCUAUUUUUCAGAUGUUCCCUCAAGUCUUCGCUUUGAUUAUUUCAACUAUAAUUAUGCUUAAUAUGCAACAAACGUUUGUGGCUGGUGCAGGUUACCAUUAUGAACGGCCAGCAGCUUCACUUCCAGCUGGAAGAACAGAGCAUGUGUUUGGUCCAAUACCCACAAUUCAGCCUUUACCACCGAUACCGGCCUUGCCUCCGCUGCCAACUGCACGCUCUAAAUUUCCACUACAACCACAAACCCUAUUAUUUCACACAGCACAACCGACUAUAGCACCACGACAGUCCUUAGGAACAUUGUUUAUACCACCAACUGCGCCCGCUACAUUCACUGUAACUAAUGCACAACAACCGCAAGCUUUCGUUGGUUUUAUACCACCAACAGCAUCUGCUACAUUUGGUUCCGGUGUUGGAGUAGCUGCUGGUGCACCACCCACAGCACCACCUUUACGCAUACCAUUUGGCAAGCAAGCGGUCAUUCAUUUGCCAACCGCCGACGAAAGAGACUUCUAUGUCGUUAACGGACGUCAGUUGAAGCAAUAUGCGGUAAUUGAGAUAAUUGACAAUGAUAUUGAGCAAUCGGUACAACCGUUCCUAUCAGGUCCUACCUAUGACUUGAAUCGUGCACGUAUUGGCGCUUCUGGAACUGGCGCUCUAUCGCCACUGCCAAGCACACAAGGACUUCAAAUCGGGUCUCGAUCUAGCGCCUUACUCGUAGAGCAGCAGCGGGUAGAACAACCGACACAAUCUGUUGACGAUCCUAUCACCCUAGGCUCUGGUGGUCUUGGCUAUGUGCGCUUACCCAAUGGUAAUGUUUAUUUAGGUUCCGGUUCAUUGGGCUACAUCAGUGCACAGCAACGCUCACGGUUCGUAAUGGAUGCACGUACUCGCACCGGUGCCAAUGCGCCUAGUCCACUGCAUUUCGGUCACGGUGCAUUGGGCGGCACAAGUAAUGUUUUUCGAUUUAAAUAAAAAAAAAUCCAUUGUAUAAAUAAAAUUUAUUUUUAAACAAAUAACAAAUACUCGUACUUGCUACAUGUCUUUAUAUUUUGUACAAUAUUUUCAUUUAAUUUUCUUACGGAUUAUUUUAAGUGUAAUUUCGGUUCAAAGCUGCGUUAAUAAACGAAAUU
Teleopsis dalmanni is the source of this 1135-nucleotide messenger RNA. RefSeq lists its product as uncharacterized. The record is from RefSeq and is a predicted model, not a curated record. The transcript has a single exon. Lineage: Eukaryota; Metazoa; Arthropoda; Insecta; Diptera; Diopsidae. Bases 18 to 977 code for a protein of 319 amino acids.